GUUCUCCGCUGUGCACGCGGCACACAUGGCCGCCGCCGCCGCCGCCGCGCUCCUCCUCUCCGCCCCUCUCGGCAUGGUGGUCGAUCCCGCCUGCGCCGCGCCGGCCGUGCGGCUGUCCAGGAUCCUGCCGAUGAUGCCCGCCGUCUCGCCGGAGGCCGCCGCGGAGCGCGUCGUCCAGUUUGCGGCGGACGUCGGGCCGUCGCAGCUGGCGUGGGUGCCUUCGAGCGACGUCUUCACGGGCGACGCGGAAGCGGUGCGCUCCGUCGAGCGGCUCGCCUUCCUCGCCGGCGGGAGCCAGUGGGCGUGGACCGAGGGCGGCGCGCCGCCGCAGCAGCUGCAGCCGGCGGCGGCGGCGCCGGUCGAGACGCACGCCGUCUCCGCGCCGGCGGAGCUCGCGGCGGUGGGCGGCGGCGAGGUGUGGGUGCGCGACCUCGACGCGGGCGGCUCGGCGCCGGUCCUCUCCGUCGCCGGCGCCGACGGCGCGGGCGGCCUCCUCGCGCUGAGCAGCGGCCGCUUCCUGCUCGCUUCCGGCGGCGGCCGGCUGCUGCUGCUCGAGCAGGACGAGGGGCUCGAGGGGCUGGGCGGGAUCGGAGGGCGCCCCCCCGAGUGGCAGGCGCUCGAGCUCCUCCCGGACGGCGCCCUCGGCGGACCCCUCCGCUCCCUCUGCGUCUCAUCGACCGAGGACGAGCUCUUCUUUGCUGCCGGAGGCGCCGUGUUGCGCGCGCCGCUCACCGCCGAAGCGAGGCUCGCCGCCUCGCCGGAGCCGUUCGUCUCGACGGCGCCGUCAGACGCCGCGGCGCUCGCGACAGACGCGCAGCGCAACCUGUACGUCUGCGUCGACGAGGGCGUGCGCGUCUUCGACGAGCAGGGCGAGGAGAGCCUCGUGAUCAGCACGCCCGCGCCCGCAACCGGCGUCUGCUUUGGCCGCUUCGGCGGCAGCUCCCUCUCUACCCUCUUCGUCGGCGCGGCAGACUCGAUCUGGGCGCUGCCGACGCAGGUGCAGGGCGCCGAGGCGUCGCGCUCGUUCCGCUUCCUCAAGCAGAUCGAGAAGCAGGUGCAGGCGCAGCGGCACGAAAACUGGUGACCGGUGGUGAGCCGGCGCCAGACCGCACGUCGGCGCACGUCGCCCCAGCUCACCAACGGGGGGUGGGGCGCGGGGUCGGCGAAUGUGUCGCCGAGUACUUUUGCGGCGGGGCGCGUGGGCCACGACACUUUUCUCUCUUUUGCUUCCAUAUUUCCGAGGUGUGGCCAAUGCUUUCAAAAUGUAUCUCGUAGC
Molecule: messenger RNA, 1276 nt
Organism: Emiliania huxleyi CCMP1516
Lineage: Eukaryota; Haptophyta; Isochrysidales; Noelaerhabdaceae
Exons: 4
Coding region: 26-1084 (352 amino acids)
Source: RefSeq, a predicted model, not a curated record